Messenger RNA from Sinocyclocheilus anshuiensis, 1728 nucleotides. Its product is annotated as UNC93-like protein MFSD11. The transcript is spliced from 13 exons. The record is from RefSeq and is a predicted model, not a curated record. The coding region runs from base 178 to 1317 and encodes 379 amino acids. Lineage: Eukaryota; Metazoa; Chordata; Actinopteri; Cypriniformes; Cyprinidae.
UUUUUUAUUUCAGAUACAGACAGCGACAAGUCGGAAACGAAUGUAUCUUUACGUUAACCAGCUUUACAAACUGUUUUUUCCCCCCAUAUCGGUGUUCACAUUAUGAAUUAGCUGUUUACAUCAGCGCACCCAAGUAGUCGUCUCAGGUUGUCAUCGAGCUAAAGACUGUAAGCCAACAUGAGUCCAGAAGGAAAGACCCUGCUGAACAUCAUAAUCCUGGGCUUGGGGUUCAUGGUUAUGUUUACUGCCUUCGGCACCUGUGGGAAUAUUGAACAAACCGUAAUAAAGAGUUUCAACAGUACAGAGUUUCAUGGAAGUGGCUACACAAGCAUGGCGAUUAUCUAUGCUGUAUUCUCUGCGUCUAACCUUAUAGCGCCCUCAGUGAUAGCUGUCAUUGGACCUCAGUUGUCUUUGUUUUUUAGUGGACUUGUUUACAGUGGUUAUAUUGCUGUUUUCAUUCAUCCGUACACCUCGUCAUUCUACACUUUAUCCGUGUUGCUCGGAAUCGCAGCUGCAGUGCUAUGGACGGCCCAAGGGAAUCUGCUCACCAUCAACUCCAAAGAUUCCACCAUUGGAAGAAACAGUGGAAUAUUUUGGGCAUUGAUGCAGUUUAGCUUAUUCUUUGGUAAUCUCUACAUAUAUUUUGCCUGGCGUGGCAAGAGUCACAUAACAGAUAAAGACCGCCAGACGGUUUUCAUCUCACUAACGGUCAUCAGCCUGGUGGGCAACUUCCUUUUUUUCCUGAUCCAGCGGCCAGACCCUGAACCUGCACCUACUGAUGCCUCUGAGUCACUACUACCAGCAGACAUCUCUGAUAGUAGCUCUGUGGUUCCAUCCCAGAGUCUGUGCUCUCAGGCAUUUGAGGCAUUCAAGAGAUCCAUACAGCUAGCUGUGACCAAAGAGAUGCUUUUACUGAGCGUACCCUUUGCAUACUCUGACAUCCACUUCCUCAACAUAGCCAGUGAUGCUCCCGUGGCCCCAGAGGAAGGCACACAAAUGCAGGCUUUUAUCCAACCCAGUGUGACUGUGGCGCUGAUAUGCAGUUUCCUGCUGGGUCUGGGUGAUAGUUGUUUCAACACUCAGCUCAUCAGCAUUGUGGGCUUCUUGUUCCGGGACGACAGUGCCUCAGCAUUUGCUGUCUUUAAAUUUGUACAGUCCAUCACAGCUGCGGUGGCCUUCUUCUACAGCAACUACCUUCUCCUCCACUGGCAGCUGCUCAUCAUGGUGCUGGUGGGCUUCCUGGGCACCAUUACUUUCUUUGUGGUGGAGCGGGGCGUUAUCAGCAGUCGACAGGACUCUGAUUAUGACAGUAUCUGAUAGGACUGAAGUGCCAGAACUACCGUCUCAUCUCCAGCCAUCAGCAUCAGUGUGCAGAUCUACAAACCAUCUUCAACAGCCAUUUUCUUCUUUGCUUUAGCUCUUGAGAUCCAUGACCUAGUCCAUGUAUCCAUUCUCCUUUUCAAGCGAAUCGGCUGUAUAGACUCGUUUCUUUACGUGCACUUGCGAUACGUUUACUCCUCAGAUGGGAUCAAGGAUCAAGUGCUAUAUAAUGCAAUAAAAGGUUUGUUCACAUUUUUUACUUUUCACCUAGCAUUAUACCGUGCAAUUCCAGAAACCUGUAACUAUGGUCUCAUUAUCUUUCCAACCAUGCUUAUUUUCUUGAACAUUAAAGUGCCCCUAUUAUGGGUAAUGAAAGGUUCAUAUUUUGGUUUUGGGAGUCCCCAACAA